Corylus avellana is the source of this 1834-nucleotide messenger RNA. RefSeq names its product RNA-binding (RRM/RBD/RNP motifs) family protein. Gene Ontology annotation, biological process: regulation of translation. Lineage: Eukaryota; Viridiplantae; Streptophyta; Magnoliopsida; Fagales; Betulaceae. Gene Ontology annotation, molecular function: mRNA binding. The record is from RefSeq and is a predicted model, not a curated record.
ACCGCAAUCUAAAUUUCAAAUUCACAUCCCGAGUCUGUCAAACGCGCCGUUUUGGAGCUAGGGUUUCUGCACCACGAAAAAUCCCAGCUAGGGUUUCGUUCUCUGCUACGGUUUUGCACCAGCUCAAACUACGAAGCUAGGGUUUUGCUAAGCCCCGAAACACUCCAUGGAAGAUUACGCAGAACCAUCCCAUUUCGAAGACGAUCAAUUCGCCUACAAUGGCGAAGAAUAUCAAGAAGAUUUUCAGGACCAAGAGCACCACCACCAACAACAAGAACGAAAAAAAUUCGAUUCGGAGCGUGGUUUCGAACCGAACGAUAACGUAGGUACCGCAGGCAAUGGCAUAAAGCACUCAAUCGGUCACCGUGACUCGGCGUCUGCAGGAAAGCUUUUCGUUGGAGGCAUUUCUUGGGAGACCACUGAAGAGGCUUUUGCUAAUUACUUCAGCAAGUAUGGGGACAUAACAGAUUCUGUAAUAAUGAUCGAUAAACAUUCAGGAAGGCCACGGGGGUUUGGAUUUGUAACAUUUUCUGACCCAGCAGUUGCUGAUACGGUUUUGGCAGAAGACCAUGUUAUAGAUGGCAGAAUGGUUGAAGUGAAGAGGACAGUCCCAAGGGAGGAUAUAGAGGUUAAGGGGGUACUGAAAACAAAGAAGAUUUUUGUUGGUGGAAUACCAGCAUCUUUGACUGAUGAUGAAUUGAAGGAAUACUUCUCUUCUUACGGCAGUAUUAUUGAGCACCAAAUUAUGCUGGAUCAUAAAACUGGGCGGCCUAGAGGCUUUGGGUUUGUCACUUUUGAGAGUGAAGACACUGUAGAAAAAAUCUUUUUGGAGGGAAAAAUGCAUGAACUUGGAGGCAAGCAGGUGGAAAUAAAGAAGGCAGAACCCAAAAGAGCUGGUGGUGAUUAUAGGGGAAGUGCUGCUAAGUCAUACAGUGGUUUUGGUAGUGGUUCAGCUGGGUAUGGCGGGUAUAAAACGGGAGGGGGUCGGGAUGGUGGAAAAAUGGACAGGGGUUAUGGUGGGUAUGGUGUCUAUGAUGGUUAUGGUGGUUACGGGGGAAGCUAUGGUGAAAGUUCUGCCAGUUUCUAUGGUGGCUUUGGUGGAUAUGGAUAUGGAUAUGGGUAUGGUGCACCCAUGUACGGAAGUGCUGGAUAUGGAGCUGGUGGUUAUGGCAUUCCCAGUGCUUAUGGCGGUCCUGCUGGAUAUGGUGGUAGUAAAGGAUAUGGAGGAGUUGGCGGCGGCGGUGGUGGUGGUUAUGACAAUGGUAAAGGAUAUGAGAGGGGUGGCAGUUCUUUGACUAGAAGAUACCAUCCUUAUCAGAAGUGAAAAAAUCUCGAACUUCAUAGUUUGGGAUGAACAUCUAAUGACGACCGGAGACUAAUCGGAUUCUCUGCUUGGAAGACAAAAAUGGAUAUUGAGCGUCUAUUGGGAGCUGCCUGAGGGGGUCACAAUUAAGUGUAUUGUACUUGUGAAAAGAACUCGAGUUGUAAUGUUGAAUUUUGUAGUAGGUUGGCCUACUGAAAGCGUGUCUUCGGAGGAUUAAUUUGCCGAAACUUUGAUUUACAACAUCCUCGGCAUGAUGUGAGAGCUCGCAACCGUCAUCUUCGCACAUGCUCUGUAAUUCUGCAUUUGAAACCAGUUCGUUUAAUAAUGGGAAGAUUUGGUGAGAGUCGGCUUAUAAUCGGGUCUGGUUGGGGUAAAUAUGUUUGGUUUUUUGAUCAUUUACAAACUCCAAAUAUUCGCACCAAUUCAUGUAAUAGGAAGCCAGGCAUGAUGGUCCCUUGUUCAUCUUCUUUAUCAGAGACAGAACAGAAUAACAUCCUAUCAGUUGGAUUC